GUAGAUAUGACGUGUAGUGCAGAGUCUGAUGCGGAACCGUUUAUUGAUAAUGAUGCACUUAUGACCACUGGAGCAGUUGAUCGUAUACUGAAAGAAUCCGAAUCACUGAAAUCAACUCAACUUAAAGUUGUUGAAAAUGUUGCGCAAUCAUCAGAAAGUCUACUUAGUGAGGAUAGCAGCAGUACAAAAUCUUCAACUAAGCAGGCUACUUGUUCAACUCCGGAAGAUCCUUGCUGGACAAAUGACUUGCUGCACGUUUUUGUUCUUAGCGAGGCUGGAAAACCCAUAUAUUCACGGUAUGGAAAUGAAAGUGAUCUGUCCUCCGUAAUGAGCGUCAUGCAAGCUCUUGUUUCCUUCGUUGCGAAUUCUGGAGAUGAGCUUCAGUUAAUCAAUACAACUGACGAAAAGUUCUUGUUCGUUUCUCGGUCGCAUCUUAUAUUAGUGGCAUUUAGUCCA
Molecule: messenger RNA, 456 nt
Organism: Schistosoma haematobium
Lineage: Eukaryota; Metazoa; Platyhelminthes; Trematoda; Strigeidida; Schistosomatidae
Product: Vacuolar fusion protein mon1b
Exons: 2
Biological process (GO): vesicle-mediated transport; protein targeting to vacuole
Source: RefSeq, a predicted model, not a curated record